Messenger RNA from Brienomyrus brachyistius, 1930 nucleotides. It is a transcript of the gene nhej1, whose product is annotated as nonhomologous end-joining factor 1. The transcript has 8 exons. The record is from RefSeq and is a predicted model, not a curated record. Lineage: Eukaryota; Metazoa; Chordata; Actinopteri; Osteoglossiformes; Mormyridae. Gene Ontology annotation, cellular component: nucleus; DNA ligase IV complex. Gene Ontology annotation, biological process: double-strand break repair via nonhomologous end joining. The coding region runs from base 667 to 1713 and encodes 348 amino acids. Gene Ontology annotation, molecular function: DNA end binding.
GGGGCUUGACGGAGUCCGCACGUAGAAAUAUUUUUGAUAGGCGUUUAAUAAUUCGGAUUUUUUAUGAAUGCAUUUUGUUUAUGAUACAAUUAACAUACAUUAUGGCAAUAUAUUUUUUUAACUCGACCUAGAAAAUGCACGUUAGUAUUUGCCAGGUAGCAAGUCAGCCAGUAUGAAAACAGUACAAUUUCCACAAGAGACUCAUCACAGUUGCUCAAUUAAAGUUAAAAUUCUAGAUGCAUGUCAUAUGAAUCCUUUGUUGUUUUUGUGUUAGAAGUAUUAACUAUUAUUAUAUAUCUAUCCAUUUAUGGUGCCAAAAGCCAGUCUAUUUAACAAGGUAGCUAAAGUCAUUUAUUGUGGAUGGCUAAUUCAGUCCAAACAGCAUCAGAAGCCACCUCAGCUGUUAAUUAACCGACACCCUGUAAAAUAGUUUAGAAUAACCAAUGGGAGUAAAAUUGGCAUUUAAAUGGACAUGUAGCAGAAUUAUAAUUAGCUUUGUUACUGUUGAAAAACACUCUUGGUUGAAUUAAAAUCAAAUCCAAUUUUAGUUUUAGAAAAAGGAAAAAAAAUGUGAAAAGAUUUUUUCAUAGAGUAACGAUAUGUUAAAACUUUAUAUUUUACCACGAUCUAGUUAAUGAAAACAAUUAUAAGGCCUGAGAACACCCUAUGGAAAAACGUCAUACUGUACAUCUGGGCUGUAUUGCUGUGAUGAGCACAUUAGCGCUGGACACAGACCUGCUGCUGCAGCCUUGGACACCAGUCCGCCUGGGUGGCAUACAGCUCUUGGCAAAAUCCUACUUUGGGGACACAAAGUACCAGAUGUUGCUGAGCAACACGCAGAGUGUGUGGGAGGAGGAGGUGGAUGCAGACACCAUUAAGGAAAGAGCACAGGAGCUUAACAAGCGUCUCCGAGCACCCGCUGACGCUUUCUUCGAUCACCUGCGCACAGUGGCGCGCCCGUAUCUGGCUGGGGAACCUGGUGCUGCAGUGGCGUGCAGUGGUGAUGUGCCUUCCAUCUCCGUUGUUGACUUGAAGCCCCACCGGCUAACAUUGCGACUCAAGAGCGAGCUGGCAGGAGUGCCUUUCUACUGGGAGUUCCGGUGCUCAUCCUCAUCUGUGGCAGUGGUGUGCAGUCAGCUAGUGUGCCCCCUGCUGGCUGUGAAUUCAGUAUUGCAAAGACAAGUAGCUGAGCUGGCUGCCCUGCUUGUGAGGAAGGAUGCUGAAAUUCAGGACUACAGAGAAAGUGGAGCUGUGCUGACCAGAGGUCGGCUACAGACAGAGGUGUUUGAUGAACUGCACUACAGAGAGAACUUCAUCACACAGGUGCUGCCCACGGUCUGUGUGCAGCAGGAGAGUUUUGGGUUCAACACCAUCCUGCAGGAGUUGUACGCCGCUGUCAUGGCCAGGAGACCCGAGUGCCAGCAGACUGUUCCUCCAAGCACGGUGACCGAGAACGGCACCCCUGACAGACGUGUGCGCGAUGGGCAGCGCCCAGAAGAGCCAGCGUCUAAAAAACACGGAGUUGCAGAAGAUCAGCAGGAUGGUUCUCAGGAUGACAGUGAGAGCGGUACCGUUGUUCCGAAGGAAGACUGUAGCACGUCAGUGACGCUGGGGGAACCGCAAAGCACACAGACGGUGCCUUCAAACCCGGUCCCUGCCAGCUGCGGUCCUCCCCGACCCAAGAAGAAGAAAGCAGUGGGAUUGUUUCGCUGAGCAGCACUGGAUCUGCUCCUCUCUCUCUUCUCAGCUUCGCUUCAUGUGCUGCUGUAUGCUCUCAUCCAUCUUUCCCUUUAUGCAUUGUCUCCUGGAUUUUAAUGCCAUUUUAAUUAGGAUAUUUAUAUUAACCUUUUUAUAUGACUUUUACUCCAUUUUCCGGUCAUAUUUUAAUGAUUUUAUUGAACAUUUAAUAAAGACCAGCCUAUGAAUAUGA